Messenger RNA from Vombatus ursinus (common wombat), 1715 nucleotides. RefSeq names its product von Willebrand factor C domain containing 2 (gene VWC2). The transcript has 4 exons. Gene Ontology annotation, cellular component: AMPA glutamate receptor complex. The record is from RefSeq and is a predicted model, not a curated record. Gene Ontology annotation, molecular function: protein binding. Bases 641 to 1636 code for a protein of 331 amino acids. Lineage: Eukaryota; Metazoa; Chordata; Mammalia; Diprotodontia; Vombatidae. Gene Ontology annotation, biological process: negative regulation of BMP signaling pathway.
CUCUGACUUGGCAAGCCCGGCUGGUAGCGUUUGCUCUCCGCUCUGCUCUGUCCUAAGCCGCCGAGUGGCUGGACUUGACAUCUCGGACUCCCAGGUUCUGAAGCCAUCCCAGAACCAGCCCGCAUCCUGCACCAGGAAGAGCCGCCUAGGGGAGGGAGAGAAGACCACCGCCCAGAGGGAGGAGCGCCCACCGCCCCACCAGACAAGGAUGGGGCAGGCUGAGAAGGACCCCUUGCUCUGCGUUUAGCGUUGAAGACUCCGGAGACUCUUUCUGUUUGGGGGAGGGGGGUGUCUACUACGAGUUUUGGCCAGGAUGAAAAGCAAAUAGAAAGGGAAAGGGAAAAGCCUCCAGAUAUGAUGCUUUAGCCCAGCGGAUGCUCAGAGGGCUGAGGGGCGGAUAUGCUCCCUGUGUUUUUGCUCUGCAGGUCCCUGGGGCGGCUGGUCCCCUCUCUGGCCGGAGUAUGGGAGCCGAAGCUCUGUGGAAGCUGCUGCGACUUCAUCCCAGGAGCCAGCGGGGUUAAAGGGAUCUAGCCCGAGCUCGGAGCCCAUGGACUGUGGAUUUACAUAGUGAUUCCCUUUGAUGUUGAAUGCAGAAGCUAUCCCUCCCUCCCCCCCAUUCCCCUUUGGGAUGCAGUAAGUGAUGCCCAGUUCUACUGCAAUGGCAAUUGGAGCUCUCUCAAGUUCCCUCCUGGUAACAUGCUGUCUAAUGGUUGCCCUCUGUAGCCCGGCCAUACCUCUGGAAAAACUGGCCAAGACUCAGGACAAACAGGAGAUUAAAACCAAUCAAGAGAAGAGAGACCACACAGCCCGGGACACUCAGAGCCAGACAGGCCCAGGGAAAAUGAAUGAAAUCACUAGGAAUGGGCGGGAGGAGGGCAGCUCCAGGGAUGGGAAGAGCAAAGGAAGCCGAAAUUAUUCCAACAAAGAGUCUUGGAGCAAACAGAAACAGACUUGGAAUAGCCAAGGGAUGAGCAGUAAGCCUGGGAAUUUGCAAGCCCAAGAGCCAGGGGAUAGUGUUCAGGAAGAAGCUCUCACUGCAGAAGAUGCAUCUCUUCCCGAAGCCCUGGCUACCCCUGAACCCCCUGAGGAGUAUGCCUAUCCAGACUACCGAGGGAAGGGCUGUGUGGAUGAGAGUGGCUUUGUUUAUGCUAUUGGAGAGAAGUUUACUCCUGGCCCUUCAGCCUGCCCUUGCCUUUGCACUGAGGAGGGACCGCUGUGCAUUCAGCCUGAGUGCCCAAGACUCCACCCUCGCUGCAUCCACGUAGAUACCAGCCAGUGUUGUCCUCAGUGCAAAGAGAGGAAGAACUAUUGUGAGUUCCGGGGAAAGACGUACCAAACUCUAGAAGAGUUCAUGGUCUCUCCCUGCGAGAAAUGCCGCUGUGAAGCCAGCGGUGAAGUGCUUUGUACUGUGUCGGCUUGUCCUCAGACGGAAUGUGUGGACCCUGUGUACGAGCCAGAUCAAUGUUGUCCCAUCUGCAAAAAUGGCCCAAACUGUUUUGCAGAAACCACUGUCAUUCCUGCUGGAAGAGAAGUGAAGACAGAUGAAUGCACUAUAUGUCACUGUACUUAUGAAGAAGGCACUUGGAGAAUUGAACGGCAAGCAAUGUGUACCAGACAUGAAUGCAAGCAAAUGUAGAAAAUCUACAAAUCCAAGUACUCUAAUGUUUUGGGGUUUUGUUUUGUUUUUUUACAAAAAAAAAUUCACUUCAGAUGAC